Messenger RNA from Amyelois transitella, 4669 nucleotides. RefSeq names its product peptidoglycan-recognition protein SA. The coding region runs from base 188 to 1519 and encodes 443 amino acids. The transcript is spliced from 5 exons. Gene Ontology annotation, biological process: peptidoglycan catabolic process. Lineage: Eukaryota; Metazoa; Arthropoda; Insecta; Lepidoptera; Pyralidae. Gene Ontology annotation, molecular function: N-acetylmuramoyl-L-alanine amidase activity; zinc ion binding. The record is from RefSeq and is a predicted model, not a curated record.
GAAAUUUAAUUCACAUUUCAUUCAAUUGUUUUGUCCGAGAAAAGGUACAUAUUUUACUGUUGUUUUCCUUUUUCUAUUUUGGUAAUAUAAAUUAUUUUUAUAAUGUUUUCGAGUAUAUUAUGAUAAAAGUGGCAUCAUAGUGUUAUCCUAUGCUUUUAAGCGAGGAUGUAAAAAGUGAAAUUGUACAAUGGAAACGAAACAAAGUUUGUCUGAUAACGCGAAAGAUUUAGGUAUUAAACUUGAGGGAGACCUUGGUCAUUUACAAAUAAGCACACUAAGUGAUGAUGAAGAUGAACCGGACCCGGAUAAAACGAUUAUUUCAAAAAACGUUGAUGGUUUGGCUAGUUUUCCUGAUAACUUAGUGCACAGUUCAAAUGCUCCCAUCUUUGGUCAUGUCGCAGUAGCUCAUUCCAAACAUGUUCAAUUGGGUAACAAUACCCAUUUUCAUGGACCCGUGACUAUUAAGCAAAUUAUCCAAAAUAAAUCAGGUGUUGAAAAUGUUUCAUUUACUAAAACCGAAGAGGACAUAGAUCCCACUGAAGAGGUUAAACAUACUGCUAAAGUUCAAGAGAUACCAUCAAAGAAAUAUCACAUUCAAACAUGGCACAAGGUUCUGAUAACAGCUUCGUGUGUGAUUGUAUUAGCUGUGGUUUUUACAUUAGUCCUUGUAUUGCAAGGCAAAAGUGGUAAAAAUGAGAGUUCAUCGCCCCAUAAAGGUGCUUCAGAGGAGACAUCAAUCACGACGGUGGUGGGAAUAUGGUACGACAAUUUGGCACUGAUAUCAUUUUCCAUAGUUUUGGUGAUUCUAACAAUGCAGUUGAUGUUUUACCCAUUACUAACCCUACACAUGAACAGCAUUGACAAAGGAGAUAUACAAGAUGACACCUCAAAACAAAUUAUUCCAAACACAAGUCAGUUUGUUGAUAAUCGCAUGACAAGAGUUGUUCCGAAAGAUGAUCUCUUGAUUGCUCCAAACCAUUUGAGGAUAGUGUCGCGGACCGACUGGCUGGCCCAGCCUCCUGAAGACGAGUCUGAGAUGGUGAAACUACGCAUGCCGGUGCCCUGGGUAAUCAUCACCCAUACUGCUACCGAGAGCUGCCAUUUUCAGAACGAAUGCGUGCUUCGCGUUAGACUGAUUCAGAUGUUUCACAUAGAAGCCAGAAAGUGGGACGACAUCGGCUACAAUUUUUUGGUCGGCGGCGACGGGUCGGCGUACUUCGGCCGCGGCUGGGACAUCCAGGGCGCCCACACAUUAGGGUACAACAAGUACAGCAUAGCCAUUGCAUUUAUAGGCACAUUCAACAAUGAGCCUCCCCCAGAGAAACAGUUAGAUGCGUGCAAGAAGUUAAUCAAGUUAGGUGUGCAGCUAGGCAAACUAUCCAAAGACUAUAAAUUGUUCGCUCAUCGACAACUGUCGUCUACAUUGAGUCCGGGAGCCAAGUUGUUCGAGAUUAUCAAAACAUGGCCACAUUUUGUAAACGAUACGUCUAAUGUGUCGGCGUUGAUACCACCUUAUUAAGUGUUAAUUGCGUGAUAUUCUCAAGAACUUUGUCUUUUCGACCAGUUUAGCCGACAUGUCAAUGAGAGCGCUAGUUGUGCGUUUCAUGUAGCAACACACAAUAGUUGUUAUACUGAGUAAUGGUGGUCAUUUGACAAUAGUGCAUUAUUUACAUAUACAGUAAUAAUAGUAGCCAAAAACAAAUUUGAGGAUUGUUAUACUUCCUUUCAUUUUUGUAUAAUUAUUCCCAGCUCAAUAUUUUAAUUCACUGGUCAAGCUUAAGUUAUGUUAAACAAGUAAUUUUAUCGGAAUUAUGCUUUGUUAAAGUGGGUUGUAUGUUUAUGGACCAGACGUGUGUGAAAAUUGCUACCGAAUUGUUACAGUAAUGAUGCCAAACAAUCUCCAGGGCGCCAAUUCUGCGAAAAUAUGCGUACUUACCAAUAAUUUGUCGAUAGGUGUGUUAGAAAUACAUUUUGAGAUUUGGUAUUUUUUUAUUUAGUUUUACUAUAAGUAUAUGUAAUAAAUAAUUAAAUAAAGUUUCACUAAGACUAUUGACACAUUAUUCGUUACAAUAUUAAUGUAUUUGUAACAGUCUUGACGCUUAAGUCUUGUGCCAAUAUUUAUGUAUAUAUGUAGGUAAUGUAAAGGUAUGUAAAUUCUAAUAUGGUGUUAUAUAAUAACGUUGUUGCGUGAUGCGUCGUGGGAGUAUUAUGCUAAAAUGUUAUAAAAAAAUAAAAGAGAAGCAUAUUUUUAUAAGCUUAUUAAUAUGUAAUGGAGAGCUCGUGUUGAGAAAUAUUAUUUUUAAGGCCAGUAAAUUAGACAUAACUUUUUAUUACUAACUAGCGACUCGCCCCGGCUUCGCACGGGUGCAAAAUUUGGAAAAAAUUAUACAUAAAAACCUUCCUCUUGAAUCACUCUAUCUGUUACAAAAAACCGCAUCAAAAUCCGUUGCGUAAUUUUAAGAUACAGAAAAACUAUAAAAAUAAGCAUACAGACAAACAGACUAAAAUAGCGACUUUGUUUUAUACUAUGUAGUGAUAAGUAAGUGAUGAGAAAAAUUAAGAAUUGUGUUGUACCUUGUAUAUUUCCUGAAGAAAUGUUCGUUUAUUACAAAGAAACAAAAAGAUCAUCUUUCUGUCCAACACGAUGGAGUCACAAUUUGUCAUGUUGGUUACGAACCGUACAAUGUGGUUAUUGUAGGUAUAUUGUAACAAUACUUCUUUUCAUUAAAUCGCUCAUUUAUUUAUAACAAAGUUACACGUUACAGGGUAUUCUCAAAUUAUUUUUAAAACAUUCUUUGGAUGAAUACUUUAUUAUAAAAUAUAAAUAUGUACAAUAAUUUCCAAAUAAGUGUGUGUUUUAUUGAAUUUUAGCACAGAUAUGCAUUUGACUAUGAAUAUGAAUAUAUAGUUGAUAGUAUUGUAAUUUACUAUUUUUAAUGAGAUCCCACGACCUUAUAAAAAUGUCAGGAAGACGAUGGGAGUAAAGGUCGUUGACGUGGAUAAUACAAGCACGCUGGAUCUUAACAAACAAAUAAAUUUUGUGCAAUUGUGAAGAAAAAAAACAAAGUCCCAAGUGUUUAUUGCCUGUAUAAUUGAGCUGAGCUCAUGAUGUCAUGAUUAUUAUUGCAUUAUGAAUAAGCAUAUUAACAUGUCCAAAUCACCUAUGAAUAAAUCAAUUGUUAUGAUUUGUGGAGAAGGAAUUGGUUAAGUCUAGUUUGUAAUUAUUAUUAAGUAUUAUAUGGUGUCAUUACAGCAAAUUGUUGGUCUCUUGUCGGCGAUAAAUUUUGAAAAAUGUAGAGACUUGCUCAAUCUUGGUUGGAAAUUAAAGUGUUAGCAUAUCAAUGUUGAUCUCUUAUGGAUUGUUCUAAGAACCCCAGUUUUUUAUAUAGGUAUAUUUUUUCUUUUUUGUACUUUAGGUCUGCUACUUUCUUUAUGACAGUUUUAAUUUAUAUGGGAGAUUAUAUUAAGUGUUGAGAUUGUCUAACCCUAAAAUUUUGUACAAAGUAUUUAGCUGUAAUGUGUGCUUUAUUUCUGUUACCAUUCAAAAUCAAAGAUUUGUUUUUAUUUUAGAAAAAAAUUGCUAAGUUUGUAAGUGCCACAGCAAAUAGAGUAGUGGACUGCAGUGCUCUGUGAUAAAUACAUUCCCAUGAAGGAACAUUAUUUUGAAGCUGUGACUGCGAGUUGUGGUAUGUUUUGUGAGAAGUACUGAAUUCAAACUGGGCGAAAAAGCAAACAAGUACAUUUCAGACAAAACAGAAAACAGUUUAUAACUUUGCAUAUUACUAUUUAUCCAUAGUUUACAUUCGGAUAAAAUCCGAGUGAUAAAUCAGCAGGCUUUAUUAAAUCACCACAAUAUUUCUUUUUGUCUGUUUAAAUUUAUAUUUUCUGUUACACGUAUCAUUAAGCCUAUCAGCUGAACGUGGCCUAUUAGUCUUUCAAGACUGCUCGGUCUGUCUACCCCGCGGGGUAAGGGAUAUAGACGUGCUGAUAUAAUAUAUGAAUGAAUGAAUGAAUUUAAGCCCCAUUUACAUAUGUGCAACACGAAGCGGCAUAUCAACCUACUCACGUUGUGACGCGGACCGUGCGGCAUGUCAAACAGCAUGCCGUGUACCGUUGUGCAAUUUAUAUAUUUACAUUGUCCACAUGAGACAUACUUAGAUCGAAUAACAUACGGACAGCAUUACCUUACAAUUCCCUCCGAAAAUCCCUCAAUCAGUUGUUUAACGGCACAGUGGCAUGCCGCAGACUAGGUGAGGUGUUCAACAGCCUGGCGCAAGCCGCUACCGACGCAGACUGCGGCAUGCCCUAAAGUGCCGCAUGGUGGAUUAUGUGGCAUGUGGCAAUGCCGCACGGUACUUAUGUGAAUGGGGAAUAAAAAUUUUAAUCUAUACCUAUAUUUUAUAUGUGUGAGAGGAGCCGUAAGGUAUUCAUAUGGGUAAAUUUGUCACGAGGAUCUACUCUUUAAAUUAAUUUCAAAGCUCGAUUUUCUAGACUGUUCCAAUCUUUUAAGAACUCUAUUAUAAGGUGCCUUAAUAUAACCAAACUAGUUUAGACGUAUAAAAAUACUAUGGUAAUUGAGAACAAAAUUUGCUAGCGUAAGUUGUUUUUUAUGUAUUUGACACACUAAAUAUAUUGUUGAAAUUGAAUAAAGUAUAUGAUCGACUGCCAA